Molecule: messenger RNA, 2471 nt
Organism: Nerophis lumbriciformis (worm pipefish)
Lineage: Eukaryota; Metazoa; Chordata; Actinopteri; Syngnathiformes; Syngnathidae
Product: juxtaposed with another zinc finger protein 1
Cellular component (GO): nucleus
Source: RefSeq, a predicted model, not a curated record
UGAAUGGAGACAAACGCCACAGGUGCCCAGUAACCGUCGACUCCAGGAACCGGCUGCCAACACGGCAAUUACCAGGCAAUGGAAAAGAGUGUUUUGACCCGGUACACCUCUAUUUUGCUUGGAAUGCCUGACCUCGCCUUCCUGCCUCAGGUUUUGUUGACCCAACAAAACAAAUGUCCCUCUUUGCAUGGCCGGCAGGCUGCUCCUUCCUGCUUGGGCUUGUUUCCAUGGCAACAGAGGGACUGGAGAAUUACCACGGAGAGGAGGGGAAGGGACAGCCAACGUGGAGUGUUUGCAGAAACUCGCGGAGACAGCAAAGAUACGGAUCCUCGUGUCCUGGAGAAGCAAGAGCAACAGCAGCCCACCUACUUGGCCCUCAGCUACAUCAACAGGUUCAUGACGGACGCGGCGCGGCGCGAGCAGGAGACCAUGAAGAAGAAGGCCACGCCCAAACUGUCGCUGUCCAUCACGGGCGCCGUGUCCAGGAACAGCACGGCCACGCCCCCUCGCCACACCAGCGGCAACUUGACGCCGCCCGUCACGCCCCCCAUCACCCCCUCGUCCUCCUUCCGCAGCAGCACACCGACAGGCAGCGAAUAUGACGAGGAGGAGGUGGACUACGAGGAGUCGGACAGCGACGAGUCCUGGACCACAGAAAGCGCCAUCAGCUCCGAGUCCAUCCUCAGCUCCAUGUGCAUGAACGGAGGCGAGGACAAGCCCUUCGCGUGCCCGGUGCCAGGCUGCAAGAAGAGAUACAAGAACGUGAACGGCAUCAAAUAUCACGCCAAGAACGGCCAUCGCACACAAAUCCGCGUGAGGAAACCCUUCAAGUGUCGCUGUGGGAAAAGCUACAAGACGUCGCAGGGCCUCAGGCAUCACACCAUCAACUUCCACCCGCCCGUCUCCGCCGACAUCCUGCGCAAGAUCCAAGGAUGAAGGCCACACACACACACACACACACACACCCACACACACACACACACACACACACUCAAGUGCAUGCUUUAAUUUUCUUUACUUUUUGUAUCCAUCACUUGUACUCGCUAAAGUAUAUCUUUGUAGUAUUUUUAUUGUACAUUUGCACAUUCCUUUAUGCUAUCAUCUGUUUUUGAUGAAUAAUUUGACUUGCAUAAGGUGCUAAGGAAAGGAAGGAAGAAGAGAGGAAGUGGAAGGAAAAAGUUGUCGAUCCAAACAAAGCAGCAAGUUUGGAUAGACAACUUUUUGUUGCGCAAGUAAGUUAUAUAUUUGACAAAGAUAUAUUGUUCCAUAAACAGUAGUAGUAGUGUGUGUAUAUAUAUAAUAUAUAUAUAUAUAUAUAUAUACAUACAUAAAUACAUAUAUAAGUAUACGUAAAUAGUUGCAUUUUAUUUGCAAGCUUUAUUUUUCUAUUUGUCAUUGUUUUGUUUUGUUUUGUCUGAGGUGUCAACUGCUUUCCUAACAGAGGGGGCGCUGCAGGGGUGUCCAAACUCGGUGGGGGUGAGUGAUGCCACCUUUUUGAUAUCAAGGCCGAUACUGCUUACAGUCUGUUGAAUAUCAUCUGUGGGUCUACUAAAAGGUUCAUGUUGAAUAUUGCGAAACAAACGUGGAGCUGCUCGCUCGCCUCCGACAAGAUAACAAAAGUAGGAAAAAAAAUAACGACAUCAAUAAUAAUAAUAAUAAUAAUAAUAAUAAUUCAGAUAUUUUAGCCAAUCAAAACAAAUAAUUGUAAAUAAAUGAGUCUUCAUUUUUUUUGUACACCUGGUUGUGUUGUUGGCACAAACAACUAUGAUUGUUUGUAAACAAUAAAUAAAAAUAUCUGCUGCCGACUUAUUUCAACAUGCGUGUGCGCAAAUUCAUUUUGAUUGUGCACGAGGUCUCAGACUCUUUUUAGGAGGCGUGACUCAUUUCAAGCACGCUGAUUCAUUUUGGUGCGCCAAUAUAUCGCUUUCAUUGUGCAAGAAUCUUUCUACGUGCGCACACACUCAUUUCCAGCACGCUGAUUAAUUUUGCACGUGCAGACUCAUUCUACACACGCAGAGUCAGAGUUGCGUGUCGACUCCUUUUCAGCAGAAUUCUGCGUGCAUGCAUGUGCAGACUGGUUUUGAGCCCACAGGCUCACUAAGAGUGCACAGAUUGAUUUUGCACAUUUUUUUGCCAGUAGAUUUAGCCAAUGAAGAGCAGUUAUGUUGAAAUACACGGAGGUGUUGAACCAGGGGUGUCAAACAGGUUUUAUCCGGCCCGCGGAAUGAGUUUGCUAGGUAUAAAAACGAGCCAAAAUUGUUGAAUGAAAGAAAGUGCUGUUUUAAAUGUGUCCACUAGAUGUCGCAAUAGCAAUUCUUUGUAUCUUUGUAGAUGAUGCUACAUAUGUCAAAAAAAUAAACCACAUGUCGAGGAAAAUGAGCAAACUACCGUAUUUUUCGGUGUAUAAAUUGCUCCGGCCGAAAAUGCAUAAUAAAGAAGGAAAAUAAAUAUAAGUCGCACUGGAGUAUAAG